Molecule: messenger RNA, 1629 nt
Organism: Alternaria burnsii
Lineage: Eukaryota; Fungi; Ascomycota; Dothideomycetes; Pleosporales; Pleosporaceae
Exons: 4
Cellular component (GO): lipid droplet; mitochondrial outer membrane; endoplasmic reticulum membrane
Molecular function (GO): 3-beta-hydroxysteroid 3-dehydrogenase (NADP+) activity
Source: RefSeq, a predicted model, not a curated record
AUGUCUGGUACUAUUGUUCUCACCGGCGCUAAUGGCUCCGCAGCUCUCUGGACAGUUCGCUACUUGUUGCAGCAUCAUCCAGACAAACACCUCAUACUCACUGUUCGAGACACUUCCGAUGCAGAUGCGAAUACCAAUUUACUCCGCGAGGCACUCGCAGAAUAUCCAGACGCAAGUUCCUCCGUCCGCCCACUUGAUCUCUCAAACCUUACUGCCGUCCACGAGUUUGCGGAGAGGCUUGUCGAUGAGGUCUCCGGAGGAAAAGUACCGAAGCUAGAGAGCAUAAUUUCCAACGCCUUUUAUUGGAAUCUGGCAUCGGCUAUGCAGAUGACAGGCGAUGGCUAUGAGAAGACAUUUCAGGUCAACCACAUCGCCCACUCUGUUCUCGUUCUCCGCUUGCUCGGUAGCUUUGCUAAAGACGGUGGUCGUAUCGUUCUUUUUACUAGUGACGCUCAUUGGCCUGGGAAAAAUGCUCUUGAAAAGAUAAAGCCAAGGAUACCUGCCAACUUGGACGAAUUAGCCAAGCCUCCUGCAGAUGAGCCAGAAGAUCACAUGGCCCACGGACAAAAUCGCUACGCUCUCUCGAAACUGGCUAUUCUGAUGUGGAUGUACGCGCUAGAUAGACAUCUCCAAAAGGUUUGUGAUGAUUCCAUCCUAUCUGAAAUCCAUCUGACUGUUUCCAAGAACCCUCGUUUCUCAAACAUUACUGCCGUGGCUAUCAAUCCUGGCAACUUGAGUGACUCUCGAGCACUGCGUGUGAAUACCCCUGCAAUGGUCCAGAUGAUGUCAAAGUACAUUAUUCGGCCGCUGCGUCCACUGCUUCGUUUUAUGGACCCAACCAUGCGCACCUCGAGCGAGGCCGGCACUGAUAUCGCCAAACUAGCGGUCAACGAGGCAUCUCCGGGCUACCGCGGAUUUCUUACUCUACUGAAGGAAGACACUAGUUCUCCUGACAGCUUGAAUGAGACGGUGCAGGAAGAAAUCUGGGCAAAGACAUUGGAGUGGACAGGCAUUUCGGCAGCAACUGCUGGGGUCAUUAUGCAUCUAGAAUGUGGAGUCAUCACAAGUGAGCUAAAUCAGGGUUGGAUGCAAAACCCCUCAUGCCCAGAUUUUGAGCGUAUGACGACGAUUGUACAAACGAGUAUGGCUCAAGAAGACACAGUCAUACCAGAACACCAGCUGUCCGAGCGCACGCCAGUCAUUGCUUUCGACGGUGCUAUUUCCACGGUAACCAUCGCCCUGCCGAAUCGGUGUUUCGCCUUCUCCGUCACGUUCCUGCUUGACCAUCCCAAGCUCGUUUCGCUCGGGAAAGAGAAGCCCCCACUUCACUUCCACCCUUAUCAAGAGGAGUACAUUACCGUCACUGAAGGCUAUCUGGCAGUCGAGUGUAACGGCGUAGAAUACACAAUCACCCCAGCUGAUGGCGAGUUUGUGAUCCAGCCGUGGACCAAUCACAGGCUAUAUCCGACGGCGCAGAGAGAUGGGCAAACGAUCACGCGCUUCUUGCUGAGCGGUAAGGAUACGGCGGAGACGUACAAGCUCGACGAACUGUUUUUCGAGAACUGGUACGGCUAUCAGGAUGCGGUGUUCGUGCACGGAGAGCCGCUGAGCAUGGUGCAGGUCAUGUCA